UUUAGAUACAGAGUGAGAGCGAGAGAAGCAGGAGCAGAGGCGGCGGAUGAGGGAAGAGAAGAGGAGAGGCACUGACUUGAUGCAUACACAUGGGAGAAAAGAAAACGGCUAUUUCAUGCGCUCAGCAUGCAUGACUGAAGAGCGUUGCUGUCCGUCUGGAUUCUUAGUCAUUUGCUGAAGGACAUACCAAGAAGGGAAAACAGACAGGCUGGGGAUAUAUAGAGCUGUGUGCAGAGGAUGAACAUGCAAUGUGGGCUCUCUGGCUGUGAUCGCUGUCCUUCUCAGACCCCAUAGCCACUUGUGCACUGGUGCUGUCAUAGGCCGUUAGCCUUGCAGUCAGGCAGCAGCAGCAGCAGCAGUCAGGGUGAUUGAUACAGAAUGAGCUCCAAGCACUCCUCCGACUGGAUUCCCUACAGCACUUUAGACGAUGAGGGCACCAACCUGCGACAGCAGAAACUGGACAGACAGCGAGCGCUCCUUGAACAGAAGCAGAAGAAGAAGAGGCAAGAGCCCCUGAUGGUGCAGUCCAAUGUAGACGGGAGAUCUCGCACACGCCGCACCAAACAGAGCGAGGAACAGGCGCCACUGGUGGAGUCCUACCUCAGCAGCAACAGCAGCACCAUCUACCAUGUGCAAGAAGCUGAACAGGAGGAGGUGAAGGUCAUAGCGGAUACACAGCCGCCUCGUUCAGCCAAGAAGGGCAGAGCGUCAGCCAGCUCUACUCCACAGACGGGCAGCGACAAAAAGGAGAGGAAGGGGAAGCACAAAGCAAUCGAUGGCCUGGCGUCCUUGCAGGAUGACGGUCAGAUCCAGAUCCUGACAGUGGGCCACAGCACCACAGAGGAGGGCGAGGCAGAGCCUGUUAUGUGCUGCACUCAGUCACAGAGUAAACAGGAUCUGCGUGUCACCAUGCUUAAGAAAGGUAUAUCCAGCAGUAUGAAUUUUGAUGAAGAGGAAGAUGAUGAAGAUGAAAUCAGCUCCAGUUCCUCACAGCUGAACAGCAACACAAGGCCAGGCUCUGCUACAAGCAAGAAGUCAGGCAAGGAGGUAGCGUCAGCGCCCACUCCACCAGUCAACGAUCCUGCCAUUGAUGUGGAUGACCUUGAAGAGUUUUCUCUGCGACCUGCACCCCAGGGUGUCAGAGUGAAGUGCAGAAUCACCAGAGACAAGAAGGGCAUGGACAGAGGCAUGUAUCCCACCUACUACUUACACCUGGAGAGAGAAGACGGCAAGAAGGUAUUCCUGUUAGCUGGCAGGAAGAGGAAAAAGAGUAAGACAUCAAAUUACCUCAUCUCCAUCGAUCCCACUGAUCUGUCUCGAGGUGGAGAGAGCUUCAUCGGUAAACUGAGGUCUAACCUCAUGGGUACAAAGUUCACCGUAUAUGACAGCGGUCUUAACCCGAUGAAGAGCACCACAAGUCUCGAAGCUAGCAACUUGCGUCAAGAGCUAGCAGCGAUUUGCUAUGAAACCAAUGUCUUAGGAUUCAAAGGACCACGAAAGAUGAGUGUCAUCAUUCCCGGAAUGAACAUGGACCAUGAGAGAGUCUCUAUUCGCCCACGAAACGACCACGAGUCACUGCUGGCCAGGUGGCAGAACAAAAACACAGAAAGUGUGAUUGAACUUCACAACAAGACGCCCGUGUGGAACGACGAUACACAAUCCUACGUGCUCAACUUCCAUGGCAGAGUCACUCAGGCCUCCGUCAAGAAUUUCCAAAUCAUCCAUGACAAUGACCCUGACUACAUUGUGAUGCAAUUUGGCCGCGUGGCAGAAGAUGUCUUCACCAUGGACUAUAACUACCCGAUGUGUGCCCUGCAGGCCUUUGCCAUCGCCCUUUCCAGCUUUGACAGCAAGUUAGCCUGUGAAUAGAUCCCGGCCUGACGUUCAGUGGAGAAAUAGCUCCUUCUGUCGUCUCAUUAAGGGCUGUUAACGUUUCACUGCGGCCGGUUUGAAGUCUCCAAAAUCACCCAGUACCUUGGAAGUACUUCAUAUCCCAAAAUGCUUUAUGGGCCUGAACUUUUGUGUGUAUGUGUGCGUGUGUUGUGGGGGAGGGUGUGGGUGGCGAAAGGAGGUGCUUGGUGAGUGGAAGAAAACAAGCACAAAGAGUAAUCCACUUUCAAAAUCCAACUCAUUUGUUUUGAUAACUAUAGUCAUUUUGUACUGUAAUGAAAUGAUACAAACAACACUGUUCCUUUACGUAGUAGUUAGAGAAAUGUAACGUUUCUUUAUCUGUAAAUUAUAACUAACAAAUACACAUCUGUUAUUUUCUAAAAGCAGACUGGAUUUCAUGCGUCUGCAGCACACAUAAAAAACAACAACAACAAACAGGUCACACUCUUCAUCCAGCAUGACUACUGGUUAUAUACUUACCGAAUUAAAAAUAACAUGCAUGUCACAGUAUAUAUUUAUUUUCUUAUUUAUGUAUUUAUUACAUGUUCAUUUUGUUUUCUGUUACGUCUGCUGUAACGGCUCCACGCACCUGCAAGCACAUCAACAAACAUUGCAAGAAUAUCUCUCGUAUCCACACCAAAUCGACUGGCCAUUCGGACGUGAGGAGGGUAAUGGCAUGCUACACCGUGCCGUGUACCAUAUACAAUUUAGUGUCACAAUGUCAUGUAUGUGAAUGUAAAGGAUGAUGGUGCACUUUACUUUGAAGCCUGAUGUGGAUCAGAUAUAGCUGUACAUACUUAAUUGUGCCUUUGAAGACUAAUUCCAGUGUUUUGCAUAAAAAGACCUGAGCUUGAAUUGGUCUUAGUCUGUCCUCAUAUGCAUCGGAUAUAUUUCUCUGUAGCUACUUCUAAUACAAAAUUCUAAUAGUCGGAAUUGCAGAACCUCCAAAAGAUAAAAUACAAUUUAAGAUCAUUGGAUAAAAUUUCCACAACGUUUGCUCAACGGGCCUCUAAGAGAUCACAUUAAAGAGGGGAAUAAUCAUUAGCACUGUAAUGUAAAUCAGUACUGCAGCUGCAAUAUCCAUGGCACUGAGGCGUGAGCUCGUCCUCAUAUCAAAGACUAUCAUACCAGGAAAAGAAAUCAAAAUCACAAAUUGACUAACUGCCAACCAGCACACAUGAACAGUGUGAAUCUGCCACAGCUUCAACAACUGCAUAUUUCAACUCUCUUUACAUCUUUGAUUAAUUUUCUGCUCUACUCAGAUGGAGUUUAGUAAAUUCCUCAUCUGACCGGCUGUUUCUAUAUCACAGGGUUUAUUGCUGUUCAAAUUUUUACUGAAAGUAUUAUUCCACUUGCUCCUAAUGGGGCAGAAUCCUUUCUCAAAUAUAAUACAGUAUUUUGUAUUUAAUGACCUUGAAAAAAGCUGACUGAAGGCAAAGAACAAUCUCUGAUACCGCUACUGUUACUGUGGGCUAUGAGGAAAUCUUUAUGAAAUGUGCUAUUCUUAUACUCACUUAUGUUCUAACUAUUCUGAAUUUAUAAAACUGUUGAUACUCUUGCUGUAAAGUCUGCUUUUCAUACAAGCGUCCAGGAACCAAAGGUUCUUUCACUUUCUGUUUUAGUGCUCUCAUUGUUAUGUACAGUAAAUGGUGUACAGUUUACUGUGGUGGUAUGGACACAGUCCUUUGAUCAUGAAAAAUUCAAUAAAUCUUGAGAAAGUCAAA
Labrus bergylta (ballan wrasse) is the source of this 3614-nucleotide messenger RNA. It is a transcript of the gene tub, whose product is annotated as TUB bipartite transcription factor. Lineage: Eukaryota; Metazoa; Chordata; Actinopteri; Labriformes; Labridae. Gene Ontology annotation, biological process: protein localization to cilium. Gene Ontology annotation, cellular component: cilium. The record is from RefSeq and is a predicted model, not a curated record.